CAAACACACCAUGUCGGAUACUGAACACGCGAUGGAGUCUGAACGCAGCGGGCAAAUAGAAAAUAAUCAAACUGAAAUAGAAACAGAGAAGAGUUUGGACCCCACCUGUGAUACCAAACAGGACAUCACCAGCAAUAAUGAAAACACAGAUGAUCCUUUUAAGAAACCUGUUAUUUUCGCGGCUCCAUCUCUCACUGUGAGGAAACCAGGAGGAUCAAACUCAACCAAGAAACUCACUGAAGAAUCAAGAUUAGAGAAUAACGACACACAUCUUAAUACUAAACACCAGCCGACAGACACUCAAACAGACCCAUCCGAUCAUCCAUCAUCCGAGAGAGCUGAGGCACAGAAGGUCCAGCCCAAACCAAAAGACAUCAGACCCAAGAUCACUGCCAAACUCCCUCCGGCGGGCAAGUUUCCUCCUGUCCCGUACACCGAGCCGCCGUGGGGAUCUGUUCCUGACAUCAGCUACUCGUUCGAGCUGCUGAAAAACGGGGCGAUACUAGACGCGGUCCCGCUGACCCAGAGGAGUUACUUCGUGGUGGGUCGGCUGCCGGUGUGUGACGUGUCUCUGGAGCAUCCGUCCAUCUCCCGCUAUCACGCUGUGGUUCAGUACCGGGGCACAGCCGGGCAGGACGGGGGCCUGGGAGAGGACAGAGGCUUCUAUGCCUAUGAUCUGGGCAGCACUCAUGGCACUUUUGUGAAUAAGAACAAAAUACCCCCUAAAACAUACAUAAGGCUACGAGUGGGGCAUGUUUUAAAGUUCGGGGGAAGCACGAGACUCUUUAUUCUGCAGGGUCCAGAGUUUGACGAAGAAGCAGAAUCUGAACUGACGGUGACGGAGCUCAGAGAACGUGCUAGAAAACAGAAAGAAGCGCUGGAGAAGAGGAUGCUGGGUGAUGGCUCAGAUGAGGAGGACGAGAAAGAGGAGAGUGAACCCAGUGCUACAACGAGAAGCUCCUCAGAAGAUACUGGCUGCUCGUGGGGAAUGGAUGAAGAGGCAGUGCCGGAAGAGGACGAGAAUGAGGAGAAUCCAUUUGCCACAGAAUUCCAGGAGGAUCAGGAAGCGGCUUACUUAAAAGAUCCUAAAAAGGCCUUACAGGGCUUCUAUGAUAGAGAAGGAGAAGAACUAGAGUUUGAAUAUGAAGAGAAAGGCCACGGCUCUUGGCUCUGCAGAAUUAAGUUGCCGGUGGAUGAUGCCAUGGGCAGACAGCUGAUGUCUGAGGUGACGCUCACAGGGAAGAAGAAAGACGCUGCCGUCCAGUGCUGUUUAGAGGCCUGCCGGAUCCUGGAGGCUCGAGGUCUUCUGAGACAGGAAGCAGUGUCCCGCAAACGCAAGAAGAAGAACUGGGAGGAUGAAGAUUUUUAUGACAGCGAUGACGACACAUUCCUUGACCGGACGGGAGCGGUGGAGAAGAAGAGGAAGGAGCGCAUGAAGAAGGCCGGAAAGAUUCAGGAGCGUCCUGACACGUAUGAUUCGCUGCUAGCCAAACUGGCCAAGGUUGAAAAAGAGCUGGCGGACACUGAGAAAAGGCUCAGUUCUUCUGGGAAAGGAGGCUCCAGCUCUUCCACAGAGGAUCCUCUGGAUGCGUUCAUGAGCGCAGUCCGGAGUGAGGUGGCUCUGGAUGGGGUGGAGAGGAAGAAGCUUCAUUUACACGUAGCUGAGCUGAAGAAGGAAGGUCAGAGACUGCGCAAGCUAGCGGAUCUGGCUAAACCUACCCAGAUGCCCUCAUUACAGCCCGGCGGUAGUCAGUCCACGGACUCAGAGAAACCGAAGAAGUUAUCUCUACCUAUGUUUGGAGCCAUGAAAGGAGGGAAUAAAUUCAAACUGAAGACUGGAACAAUAGGAACGUUACCCCCAAAGCGAGCCAAUCUGCCUCCUGAGCUCUUCAAUAUGAAGGAACUGCCCCCUGGUGGUGAGAAAGAGGAAGAAGAAGAUGAGGAGGAGGAGGAGGAAGAAAACAACAAGACUGAGGCUGGUGUCACAGAUGGUGUCGUAGAGGUUAUUCAGUCUGCAGAGACGGCCAGCUCAGACAGCGCACACCACACUAAUGAGAAAGAAGAGCAUGCGGACCAGCCUGCUAAGAAAGUUACGUUUCAUGUAAAAGAAAAAAACAAGUCAUCCCAUCUUCCACAAAACAAAAGUGAAGCAGAAGGAGUAGACCGUGAUGUCUCAAAUGAUCAGAGUACAAAGACAAGCACUAAGAAGAAAGCGUUUGGCCCAAGCAGGCCUCCCGUGACCAUGUCCAAGGAGUAUCCAGAGGACGACCCUGACUACUGCGUCUGGCUUCCUCCGUCAGGUCAGACCGGCGACGGGCGGACGCAUCUGAACGAGAAGUACGGAUACUAAAUCCAGAGAGUGAAGACUUCCUCACUAAAAGUGAAUCAGCCCAACCGUUCAUCUUAGUCAUCUUAGAUCAUUUUCGUUGUGACUGGAGUGGCUCGGAUGAGCUGAGAUGUUUCUAGCACUUGGUAAUGGAAACAGCUGAGUCUUGUGACUGACUUUCACUUCCCUUCGCCCAAUUUUCAUUCAACUGCAAUCGUUUUCCACACAUGCUUUGGGGCCCAAGUUGCCAAGUAUAGUUUUGAAGUGGAGACUGCUUAAGGAUCUGUUUUCAUUGGCACUUACUGACUGGUUCCUCCGCACGCUAGCAUAACAAAAAAUGAAUCGUUUCUCUGCUUUUCCAGUUGGAAUAUGUUGGUUUGGACAUUGCAUUUGCUUCGAAUGCAUCAUGCCAGUCACUUAUGUUUAAUCACUGCUGUUGUUGACAAAUCUCUCUCCACGGCUUGCUGUUCUGGGACGGUUUCGAGCUCGGUAAACACUCGAUCCGCUGUUCUGGGUCACUCUCUGAGUAACGGCGGACUCCCUCUUCGGUUUGGCUCCGUAUGGCGAGCGAGCGCUCCUGUUGGAUGCGGUUCUGUCGAGAGAGAGCCGGCUUUACCAGCCAUCUGGACACUUGCUUGGCAUUUUAGGAUUGGGAGCAAGCUGUUAAUGAAUCAGUCUGUGUGUGUGUGUGUGUGUGUGUAUUCGCUUCUCUUGAUAUUAAUGAAGAGUGACUCAGUGUUGGUGAUGUGUUGGCGUGUCCAAGGAAGGAUUAGGCCCCCCACGUUCGUUCGCUACUACGCGCUGGUCUCUCCCUCGGUUUAUCCAACUCUUUUAAUGCUCUCCAUUGUUUGGAGAGCAUGGUUAUCGCAUACAAUAUGUGUGUUUUGUUACGUAUAUUUUGUAAAAUAAACAAUUUUUCCUGUGUCUCACCAA
Molecule: messenger RNA, 3259 nt
Organism: Pimephales promelas (fathead minnow)
Lineage: Eukaryota; Metazoa; Chordata; Actinopteri; Cypriniformes; Leuciscidae
Gene: slc4a1ap
Product: solute carrier family 4 member 1 adaptor protein
Molecular function (GO): protein binding
Source: RefSeq, a predicted model, not a curated record